UGCAAAUGCAACGUGUUCCCCGCCCGAAUAAUCAAUUGGCAAUUUGAAGAAGGAAACGUUUGUCGUUAUUAUCACGUCAUCGGCCGUCGGCAGAUUGAUUUCCACUUCCCCAAGUCGGUUGUCAAUCGGUUUGAAAAACCUCGAAAUCUCGCCGCUCCGGUCACUUCCCAGAACUCGGAGAGGAGGAAGCCGACGGUCAUGGAGUCGUCGCCGCCAUCACCGGCAGUGGAACCAGUUAACUUCGGGAGAUCACUCAUUGUGCCCAGUGUUCAAGAACUCGCAAAGGAAUGCAAUGAAAAGCUUCCUCCGAGGUACGAAAGGCCCCAAAUCGAACCGCUCGUCGUCUCCGGUGACCUAGAUUGGACGGUUCCAGUGAUUGAUCUUCAAAAACUUGCUUCCGGUGACGAAAGUUCAAUGGAUUCCGAUUCUGAGUUGGGGAAUUUGCACUCUGCUUGCAAAGAUUGGGGAUUCUUCCAGGUUGUGAAUCAUGGAGUUUGUAGAACAUUGCUAGAGGAAUUGAGGGUUGAGGUUGAGAAUCUGUUCCAACUCCCAUACGAGGAGAAGAAGAGGAAGCAACUGUGGCAGCAGCCCCAUAACCACGAGGGUUUCGGGCAGCUGUUUGUGGUUUCGGAAGAGCAGAAGCUAGACUGGAAUGAUAUGUUCUACAUAACUACUCUGCCUCGCCAUAUUCGACAGAACGAGCUAUUCGACAAGCUCCCUCACAAGUGCAGAGAGACGGUAGAAGCUUAUUCUAUGGAGAUGAGAAAGCUGGCACUGAAGAUUCUGAGUCACAUGUCAAGAGCUUUAGGAAUGGAUGUCAAUGAAAUGGAGGACCUGUUCACGAAUGGAGUCCAGUCAAUCAGGAUGAACUACUAUCCACCGUGCCCCGAACCCAACAAGACCAUCGGAUUUACUCCGCAUUCUGAUGCUGAUGCCUUGACGAUUCUGUACCAGCUGAACGAGACCGAAGGUCUGCAGAUUCGUAAGGACGGGAAAUGGGUUCCCAUCAAACCUCUUCCAGACGCUUUUGUUGUUAACGUCGGGGACAUCAUGGAGAUCGUGAGCAAUGGAGUUUAUCGGAGCAUUGAACACAGGGCAGCAGUGAAUUCCACAAGGGAGAGGCUCUCAGUUGCAACGUUCUACAGCUGCAAGUUGGAUUGUACUUUGGGGCCUGCUCGUAGCCUCGUCGGGCCACGAAAUCCACCGGCGUUUCAGCAAGUUCCGGUGGAGGAUUACUUCAAGGAGUUCUUUGCUCGAAGAUUGAACGGGAAGUCUUACCUCGAGUUCAUGAGGAUUAAUGUUGACAAAUGAUAGAGACUGAAAGUU
This is a messenger RNA of Linum tenue, 1326 nucleotides long. NCBI's taxonomy places the organism in Eukaryota, Viridiplantae, Streptophyta, Magnoliopsida, Malpighiales, Linaceae. The record is from the annotation of a GenBank genome assembly.